Molecule: messenger RNA, 3803 nt
Organism: Aureobasidium pullulans EXF-150
Lineage: Eukaryota; Fungi; Ascomycota; Dothideomycetes; Dothideales; Saccotheciaceae
Product: DNase I-like protein
Exons: 3
Coding region: 172-3684 (1170 amino acids)
Biological process (GO): phosphatidylinositol dephosphorylation
Molecular function (GO): phosphatidylinositol-4,5-bisphosphate 5-phosphatase activity; protein binding
Source: RefSeq, a predicted model, not a curated record
CCGUUCGUCCAGCUCCCGGCGCGCAUACCUCCUGCAUCCAUUCAUCUCGCCGAAGCCGCAGCCGCCCGACGACGCAGACAUCGGCUGCUGGCCACGACCUGACCAUGUGCUAUUGCAAAACCCAACAGUCAUAGCUAGCGACGACAUUGACUCAUCCUCCAUCCGGCCGCCAUGGCCAACGACGACCAGGUCAAGGACGAGUCGUCCAUCAAGCCUGUGUCGUCGCUACGCUCGCGCUUUGAAAACAUGACGACCCAGUGUCAGCCUGUUCAGUCUACGCCUCCUCCAUCCGUGCGCCGCUCUCUCGACCUUCCGCGACCCCUCCCACGUCCUGAUCCCACGCCCGACAACACUUCACAAGCCUCGAAGAAAGCGAGGCCUCCCCCACCAAGAGCGCGUCCAGUGUCCACGGCAUACCCUCUGACUCCGCGUCACUCUCCUCCUACCGUUAGUGUACAGUCUCCCGCUUCUCCUCCUAGGAACCUCGACAUCCGCGUCACCAAUGCGACUCCCUCUAAAUCUCCUCCCACUUCUACCCUGUCAACUCCUGGCUCCAACAAUGCUUCUCCUGCGGGCUCUAUUCGUCACUUCCGCACACCGAGUCGAGUAACCACGCCAGCCUUGGAAGCCCGUAUGUCGGCUUUCUUACAGUCUUCGCAGUCUUCAGCAUCGACGCCCGUAGAAAUCAAGCCUCAGUCGAAUGGAGAACAUAGACCAAAAAGCCCAAAUUUUGGAGGCCCUCCGCCUGUGAAUCGCGCCGGCAAACCAAAGAUCGGUAAUUUACCCUCUGCGAGUGUUGAGAGUCUGGCACCUAUGGUUGCGUCCAGGACAGGAAGUACUCAGAUUUCUCCUUUUGGUACACCCCCAAGCAGUUCCGAGAGUACCCCUCACGCCGAGCAAACCAUCCCUGCUAUACCUACCGACUCGAAACCCAGGAAUCAGUCUGCUUCUCAUGGCUACUUUGCUGGUGUCGUGGCUCCUCGCCCUGCUCCGGUACAACAUCGUAACCCUUCUCCCAAGCCUCUGAGCCGCUCGUAUGACUCCUCUUCUUUCCAUCCUUCUCGACUACAACAGAUUCCUCAAAGGGCGCCAAUAUCCGUUCAAGAUGGUACGAAUGAGGAAGAGGCCCCGUCACUACCGCCUCGACCUGAGCGCGAGAUGCAUUCUGGACGUACCAGUCCUACACGCUUUAAUAAUAAAAUCCCUGCUCGACAAUCUCUGGACAUACCUCGUCGGGCCAGUGCUGUUGCUGCUAAUACAGACAGUACCAUGAUGCCGCCUCCACGUCGGACCCAGCCACCUCCUCUUCAGACUUCCGCGUCUGCUCUCUCUCAAGGUUUCGAUAGAAGACACUCGGUCACACCUGCUGCCACUCCCUCGAGCAGUAAACCGCCCCCUCCUGCUAUACCUGCUCCUCGCCGUUCGGUAGACACCCGCCGUGAAGAUUUUAGAAGUAUUCCAUCCACACCGAUGUUGACGCAUCAUGCCGACGACGUCGAAGACCCUCCUGUCAACUAUCCUGGCGGUAACCCUCAGGAUUUCCCGGAUGCAUCACAAGCAAACAGACGCCCUCCGCGGUUCAAGAGUCGCCCUUGGGAUAUCAAUACAGGUUACGAUACCCGCACCUUUGCAGUGUGUGGAGACUUGGUUUGCACGACUGGCUACAUUACGCGUGUAUGGAGUCUGCGUACCGGUGAAUCGUGUCUUACGCUAUCGCAUGGUGAUAAUGUCAAGGUCACUGCGUUGGCUUUUGCGCCAACCGCGGAUGCAGAGGAUGAAGGACGAAGACUCUGGCUCGGUACGAACAUCGGUGAGAUUCACGAGGUUGACAUUCCAACUCAGUCUAUUGUUCGUUCAAAACCCAACGCACAUCCUCGACGAGAAAUCAUCAGAAUUUUCCGCCAUGGAUCUGAACUCUGGUCCUUGGAUGACGACGGCAAGCUAAAUGUUUGGUCUCCAGGCUCGACCGGCAUGCCCAGCUUGGACACCAUACCGACCACUUUCAGAGCUCUCCGAGGUCACUCGUGUUCAGUCAUUGUAGGAGGUCAUCUCUGGCUUGCUGCAGGAAAGGAGAUUAGGGUCUUCAAACCUAGCGCAGCUACAGAAGCGGCUUUCAAUGUCUUGCAAAAGCCACUUGUGGCCGAAGGAGCAGGCGAUAUAACUGCUGGAGCUAUUAUACCCAGCAAGCCGGACCUGGUGUACUUUGGUCAUGCUGAUGGCAAGGUCUCGGUCUACCAACAUCGUGACUUCAAGUGUGUUGGUGUGUUCAGCAUCAGCCCAUAUAAGAUCAGCUCCUUAGCGGGCGCUGGUGAUUAUCUCUGGGCUGGUUAUACUGCUGGAACUAUAUUUGUAUAUGACACAUCCACGACUCCUUGGCGAGUCAUGAAGGACUGGGUUGCUCACGACAAUCCAAUCUGCAGUAUACUCACGGAUACACAGAGCAUUUGGAAGAUGGACAACCGCUUACAAGUUGUCAGUCUUGGCCUUGAUAAUGCUAUCAGAGUGUGGGACGGGAUGCUUCAUGAAGACUGGUUAGAGACCAAAAUGCAACAGAACGACAGCGAGUUUUGCUCCUUUGAGGAGAUCACUGCAGGUGUACUCACAUGGAAUGCUGGUGCUGUAAAACCCAACCACCUUAAGGGCAGCGAAAGAGACGCUGCCUUCUUCAGAGACUACUUUUCCUCGAACACACCUCCAGACAUUCUUAUCUUCGGCUUCCAAGAAUUAGUGGACCUUGAGAACAAGAAAGUCACAGCUAAGAGCUUCUUCAAAAGCAGAAAGAAGGACCCCACAGAACAAGAGCACAUGUCACAUCAGUACAGAGCCUGGCGAGAUCAUCUCACUAGAUGCAUUGAAGAUUUCAUGCCAGCCACUCAUGGCUACACUCUGUUGCACACAUCCAGCAUGGUCGGUUUGUUCAGCUGUGUGUUCGUCAAGACAUCGCUCCGAGCCCGCAUCAAGCAAGUGCACACCGCAGAAGUCAAGCGUGGCAUGGGCGGUCUGCAUGGAAAUAAGGGUGCGUUGAUCAUCCGUAUGAUUGUAGACGACAGUUCUGUGUGUUUGAUAAACUGCCAUCUUGCCGCGGGCCAGACUCAGACGCUUCAUCGUAACAACGACGUUGCUGCAAUCCUUGAGGCUGAGUGCCUUCCCGUAGCAGCUGUCAGCAAUACAGCUGGAACAUUUGUUGGCGGUGGUGACGGCAGCAUGAUUUUGGACCAUGAGAUUUGUAUCCUCAAUGGUGAUCUCAAUUACCGUAUCGAUGCGAUGCCACGGGACACAGUCGUACGCGCCGUCAACGAGAGAAAUCUUGCGAAGCUGCUUGAGCGCGAUCAGCUGUUGCUGUCGCGCAGGAAGAAUCCAGCGUUUAGACUACGCGUGUUCCAGGAACUGCCCAUCACAUUCGCGCCAACGUACAAGUACAAUGUGGGCACUGACGAUUAUGAUACAAGCGAGAAGAAGCGGGCUCCAGCAUGGUGCGACAGAGUACUUUACAGAGGCAUGGGCAGGAUUAAAUGCGAAGACUACAGACGAUGGGAAGUCAGAGUCAGCGAUCAUCGGCCAGUUAGUGCACGAUUGCGGAUCCGCAUCAAGAAGGUCGACGAGCAAAGACGGGUAGCAGCGUGGAGCCGACGAGAGAAGGAGUUUGAAAAGUACAGCGGACGGAUCGCUGGCGAGGCCAAGUAAGUUGAUCCUUGGGUCUGAUGUCGUAUGUGAAUUGGAAGCUGACACACUCCAUAGGCUGGACUACUUGACAAACAUCCUAGGGCUCCCACGGAAAGAAGCUAUGAACCUGUUGAAAGGAU